Portunus trituberculatus (swimming crab) is the source of this 5016-nucleotide messenger RNA. Its product is annotated as zinc finger protein 143-like. The record is from RefSeq and is a predicted model, not a curated record. NCBI's taxonomy places the organism in Eukaryota, Metazoa, Arthropoda, Malacostraca, Decapoda, Portunidae. Gene Ontology annotation, cellular component: nucleus. Gene Ontology annotation, biological process: regulation of transcription by RNA polymerase II; central nervous system development. The coding region runs from base 205 to 1698 and encodes 497 amino acids. The transcript is spliced from 11 exons. Gene Ontology annotation, molecular function: RNA polymerase II cis-regulatory region sequence-specific DNA binding; DNA-binding transcription factor activity, RNA polymerase II-specific.
UAUUUCCCACCAUGCCCAGCCUCCGAGCCGCCAAUUUUCCAAUGUUGGUUGCGAAGAGACGCUCACACUCCUACUGGGGGUGUACCGUGGGCGGUGCUGUGUUGUGCAGGAGUCAGGGUGCCCCGGUGGUGUCCUGUCAGUAUAAUGGUUGAAGUGAGAUGACCCAAAAUGGCGGAUGAUUAUAAUUGACCUCCAUCAAUAAUAAUGAAUGAAGGAGUAGUAACCAUCAAAAGGGAGGCAGAGGAUUUGCUAGAUGCCUCACAGCAUACAAGUGUUGUGGUGGUAGAGGAGGGGAGGGGGGCACUGACGGUGGUUCUUCCCGACGGCACACAGGCCAUUGUGCACAACACCAUCGCUGAGGAACCUCAAGCAGAUGAUGUGGAGGGUGUGGCUAUCCAGCUGGAUGAUGGGAGGAUAGGAUAUAUCUGUGGGGAAACACUUCUGCAGGCCACAUCAGAGGAACAGGACCCACUGCGCCUUAACUCUAAGUUUCCCUGUACCUUUCCAAACUGUGACAAGACCUACUCCUCUAUAAACCACCUGAGAACCCACCAGCGUAAUCACACAGGACAGCGCCCCCACAUCUGUCACACGUGUAAGAAGCGCUUCACCACAGGCUAUGCCUUGAAGUCUCACUUGCGCACCCAUACUGGAGAGAAGCCUUAUAAGUGUCCAGAAGAGCAGUGUGCCAAGUCUUUCAAAACCUCAGGAGAUCUGCAAAAACAUGUCCGCACUCACACAGGUGAACGACCCUUCAAGUGUGAAAUGUGUGAGAAAUCUUUCACAACGUCUAACAUAAGAAAAGUGCACAUGAGGGUCCACACUGGAGAGAAGCCAUAUGAGUGUCAACACGAGGGAUGUGGGAGAAAGUUUGCUUCAGCUACGAACUACAGGAACCAUUGUCGUAUUCACACGGGGGAAAAGCCUUAUGUUUGCUCUGUCCAGAACUGUGGCAAAAGAUUUACAGAAUAUUCAUCUUUGUACAAACAUCACAUGGUCCACAAUCAGCAGAAGAGAUUUUACUGCAGUCAUUGUGGGAGAUUUUAUAGACAAUUGUCAACAUUAUCUGUUCAUAAACGAACUGUUCACAAUAUAAUAGAGAAUGAUGAGGGACAGAUGCUAUGGAUGCAGACAGGACUAGAUCUCUUGACUGAGGAUCAGGAUGGGAAUGAGGUGACCAUACAGGAAGGGUCUGCAAUAGUGCCUGCAGCAAGCACCUCCACCAGUACCAGGACUGUGCAUCUCCCUGCAGGGAUGGUGGUGAAGAAGGAAGAACAGAUCAUUCCUGCAUCCAUGUUAAGCACCCAGCUGACCAUACAAGAUGACUGUAUUCGGAUGCCAGCCGUGGAGCUGAAUGGUGUGAUAGCGAGUGAGGCUGAGCCUGAUGGAGUGCUGCAGGAUGACCAGGCCACAUUGGGUAAUCUGGAGCUGGAUGGCAGUGGAAAUGGAUCAAUCUUUGUGUUUACUGAUCCUACAAACCUGGCAGCUCUACAGCUGGCAAUGGCAGGACCAACAGAGAAUGAUGCAGGUGUGGGAGACACAGUGGAGGUUAUUCGACUAGAUGAUUUUGCCAGUGUUGCGGAAUCUACCAUCACUGAGGAUGAAUCAGAAACUGUUUCCUUGAAACCUGAAUUAAAUGGACAAAAAGGGAAACUAAUUGUUAUAAAGGGAGUGAGCCUGAAAGAAGAAAAGUCAUAAGAAUAAGUCUGAAAAAGGUAAAAGUCAUCUAGUUUUUUUAUUUUGAUAUGGUAUGUAUUGCUCAGUAGAUAGAUAGAAUCAAUCCACUAAAAUAUUCUUGCCUACAAGUGUAAUUGAUAAGGAGAAAGAUUGUGUGUGAUAUCAAUUACUGGGUAAGGACAUUGCACUGAACCUUGUUAAGUGUGAUGUCCUGUGGUUAUUUGGUCAAAUCUGAGUAACACAAACAAGUCAUAAGAAAACGUAUGUACAAAAAGGAGAAUUUCAGUAUGUGGUACUUACUUUUUUCUACUCUUAUAAUUUUCAAGUCUCUUGCAUUCCAUGUAUACUGAAGCUAGUAUUCUAGACGUAUAUCUUGACAGUCUCCAAAUCCUAAUAUUUGUGUUCUCCAUUGAAAUGGUGAAACUUUUUGACCCACCCUCAGGUUUCAUAUACUGAGAAGUAUAAUUUCAUGAAAGUAGAGGGAAAACUAUGCACUUUGUAUCUUUUAAAUAUGGGCUCCUCUCAUCAUUUCAUUCCAUUGUAUAUUUCAUAGACUGAUUUUUUAAAUGUUUAUUUUCAUCAUUAUUAUUAUUAUUAUUAUUAUUUUUUUUUUUUUUUUUUUUUAUUAAUUAAUCUAUUUUUUUUAAGGCUGUGAUCAAUUCAUACAUUCCUGAACAUAUGGAUUUUUGAAAAAAUUAUUUUAUUAUUUAUUUUAUGUAUUUAUUUUUUAUUUAUUUUUAUUUUUUUUCCCUAAACCAGUGGUUCUCAGACUUUUCUUGGGUAAGUACCUUUUAGAGGUCCGGUACACUCCUUGCAUACCACUUGGUUCAAGAAAAACUCAAUUCUAGCAAAUAGAGCACAAAUGAACUAACAGCAAGGAACACACCUCAAUUCAAUGCAAGGGAUGCAUCUGUUUCUUCUCCACCAGCUGAUCAAUGCCAGAUUAUCUUGUGUAAGGCAAUAUUUUUUUUUAUGAGAAAUGAAUUAAGUUUAACUGAAACUUGUGUAUGAUCCUGAAAGUGCUCUUGUACCACCUAGAAGGCCUUCACAUACCUCUGGUGGUACGUGUACCACAGGUUGGAAACCACUGAUCUAAACCCUCUGUCUUUGUCUCUUUGUGUUGUUUUUUCACAGCUUGGAGAAGAUGCAGAAACUUGUUACCUAUGGGAAAUUUUCUUUGUUUUGAUUAUGAAAAGUUUUAAUCAUUACCUUGAAAUGUGAUUUAACUUCAUUAUUCAUUUUCCUUUCAUGCAAAUACGUAUGCAAGUUUUGUGCACACUCAGUAUUGAUCUUUGCAGGGAUCUGGUUGAUGGUUUAUUGAUGCUUUGACAAUCUUAUAUUAUUUUCUUUUUUGCAAUAGUAAGUUUAAUGCAAAUCUGUAAUACAUACAUACUAUGAAACAGCAUUGUAUUUAAAGCACACAAGUACACUUACUGAUUCAGUUUCCAGGGAUGUUAAGAAAUAGUCAGUACAGAAUAGUGAAUCUAAAACAUGAUAUACUCGUGAUGGACUUUUCAUUCUUGCUUGUAGUAAUUUUAUCCAGUCUUGACUUCAGCACUCACUCUUCUGCUGUGUCUGUCACUGUACCCUGCCUGAUGUACAGUAAACUGAUCUGUUUAGGUGGUUCUGUAGUCUGCAUCCUCAGUAUUAGUCUACAUUAUUCUGAAGAAACUAAAAAAAAAAAUAGUUAUGAUAUUAUCCUCCUUUCAUGGCACAGUAUUACCAAUUUAUUCUUAUCUUUUUUCAAGUUAACAAAGGAAAUGGUGGCUGUAAUUUUUACCAGGAUUUCACUAGUUAUGAGUCAAAGUGUUUCCAGAUAUGAUCCAUAGAUGUAGUGCCUGUACAAGGAUGAGUGUCGAGAUUGUUUUGAUGACUUGCCAUUAGUGUGAGAGAAAUACCUGCAUUGAAGGAGUUACAGGCAAUUUGACCUGGAAAAGUGAAGAUUUUUCAUAUACAGUGGGUACAAGUUUUGAUUUCAGUCUAUUGGUUGUUUUCUAGUAGUGGUUUUCUCCAUCCAAUGACAUACUCUUUUAUUACAAACAUUUCAUCAUCACCUGAAGUGUCCUUCAGAUUUAGUAUGAGUUCAGAUCUUGGUCGGGAUUAAUUGUCUGGUAUCCACCCUUGUGCAAUUGGCUGGCACUUACUGCUGUUUCCAGACAAGUUGUACUCAUAUGUGGUUAAUGAAUUGGCUGUGUCUACCAGAGUAGUGGCUGAGUAACCUGUCAGGAAAUGGGGCUUAAAGUCAAGUGUUUCCUGAUCUUUGCCUUAAUUUCCUGUGGAGGACAAAAGUUUUCUAGUUUGUGUUAUUUAGUCUGUAUAUAAAAAAAUUCUCUCUCUCUCUCUCUCUCUCUCUCUCUCUCUCUCUCUCUCUCUCUCUCUCUCUCUCUCUCUCUCUCUCUCUCUCUCUCUCUCUCUCUCUCUCUCUCUCUCUCUCUCUCUCUCUCUCUCUCAACACAAAUUAAAAUACAGGAAUACAUAUAAGACAUGUAUUGUAAGACUUCAUGCUGUAAAGAAAAUGGCUUUGAAAUUUAUUAAUUUAUUUUCUGUUGGUGUCUUAUUAUAGCAAGCUGGUGUUGUAAAACUAUGCUAUUAGUUUUGCAUUACUGGGACUUACCACCCAACUUCUUCUAAUGUAUGUAGAGCACCUCACUUGUGUCUUAUUUAAAGUGUAUAUGAAACUGGUGACUCAUGUGAGGGUGCAGUUUAACUUCCAUAAUGAGAUGUAGUAUAUGACAUUCUUGGAGUGCCACUACAGCUACAUUAUGGUAAGAACAGUGAAGAGGUUCUCAUUGAUACAAAUUGUUCACUAGUGUUGAUCUGACUUUUUAAAUAAGAUUAUUAUAAAAUAAAAUUUUAUUGGAAAAUUUCUCAAAGUAGUGGUAUUCUACCAUCAGAUAUAGUUUAAUUUCUCUCUGCCAGAAUUUCCCUACUUAUUUUCAUUUGCUUUAAGAGUAUAAAGAUGUUUUAAUGGUUAGACAUGGAAAACUGUCAAACACACUGUUUGAAGCACAUAGUGUACAACAUUUGUUAUUAAACAUGACAAGAACCAGAACACUAGAACUGUCAGUCUUCUGGCAUAGGAGAGGAGCUGAAGUGGAUGCUGAGUUGUGUCUGACAUUUAAUGUAUAUAGUGUAUAUAUGCUGAUUCUCAAAUGUAUUACAAAAAUGGUUGCAGAAUGUGUUAUAGUUGUAUCUAUGGAGCAAAUUGUGUGUGUGUGUGUGUUUGUGUUUGUGUGUGUUAAUUUGUGUAAAUUAGAAAUAUUUAUUAGGAAAUAUUUGAUUUUUAUCAUUGUAUGAUAUAUAAGAUGCAUGUUCCUACAUUACAGGAAAUUUAACAUC